ACAUCUUAUAUUCCUGUCUCAAAUUGAGUCGAAGAUAUAAUAAUCUCAACGACGUCUUCAUACUUCUGGUCCAAACCAAUCGAAAACGAGAAUGAUCCAAAAAAUACCACAAGACCUCCAAUCCUUGGCAUCCGAGGCAAUGAAGAUGCCUCCCUUGUUCCACGGCAAGUCAUCGAAAAACCCUAAAAAGAGUUUGGUCUCCACGACUCUCUGUUUGUCGUCUUGUGAAAACCCUAAUAAGAGGAAGAUGAACUCUAAUGAUGAUCCCAAGUUUUCUUGCAGACCAAGCGAUGACAACUCGACCAAAGAAGAAAGAAAGAUUAAACGAAUGAGGUAUCUCUCGAACGAAGAAAAGGCAGAGGAAGAAUGGUACGGUGUUUCAACAGAACUAACACUCUUCAAAGAUCCAUGGAUCAUCAAGAAAGAACUAACAAAUAGCGAUCUUGGCCAACUUAGCCGUCUUCUUCUUCCUACUGGCCCCAUUGAGGAUCACAUUAUCAAAUAUCUAAACAAUGAUGACAAAAAUAAUGUCCAACAAGGGUUAGGAAUCACGGUCGAUGUGUACGACCACGACACUGAUUCUACGUUCGAGCUGAUUCUAAAGAGAUGGACAACGUUGAAUAGUUAUGUUUUAAACGGAGGCUGGCGAAUGUAUUUUAUCCGUAGGAGAGGUUUGAGAAAAGGCGACCAAAUUGGACUGUUUUGGGAUCGUUUUGCUUCGAGGCUUCACUUUCGUGUGCUUUCUCGUGCAGCUACAGAAGUUUUUGUUGAUCAGAAGAACCCUAACUAAACUAGCUAUAUAUGUUGGAGCAAUGAGUGGAGCGAGAUAUUCUUCUCUUUUUUAGGCUUUUCAAGUUUCUUAUUUACGUUUGCAUAACUUUUUUUUUUUUCAGAAACAUAAUUUUCUUAACAUGAAUUAAUUAUUAGAAUCAAAGUUAGUCUUAAUC
Molecule: messenger RNA, 947 nt
Organism: Arabidopsis arenosa
Lineage: Eukaryota; Viridiplantae; Streptophyta; Magnoliopsida; Brassicales; Brassicaceae
Source: the annotation of a GenBank genome assembly